This is a messenger RNA of Pseudoliparis swirei, 2778 nucleotides long. Its product is annotated as semaphorin-4B-like. The record is from RefSeq and is a predicted model, not a curated record. Gene Ontology annotation, biological process: semaphorin-plexin signaling pathway; positive regulation of cell migration; axon guidance. Gene Ontology annotation, molecular function: semaphorin receptor binding; chemorepellent activity. The coding region runs from base 50 to 2221 and encodes 723 amino acids. The transcript has 14 exons. Lineage: Eukaryota; Metazoa; Chordata; Actinopteri; Perciformes; Liparidae.
AGGAGGAACACGUCUUCAUCUUCAUCGCUCCGUCAGCUGCUCCUCGGUCAUGGGUCCGUCCCUCCUCUUCCUCCUCCUCCUCGGCCUGCUGAGCUCCGCCGGCUCGCUGCCUCCUCCACGAACCUCCUUCCUCCUCGGCGCCCCCAGCCGGCCCCUGGCCCUCUUCGGCCCCCCCGACGUCCUCAACGCCAGCUCCCUGCUGCUCAGCGGGGACGGGGCCACGCUGUACGUGGGGGCGCGGGACGCCGUGCUCUCAUUGGACGUCAGUCAGAGUGAUGUCAUCAGGCUGAAGAAGAAGGUGGAGUGGCGUCCAACCCAGAGCGAGACGGACAGCUGCCAGAGCAAAGGGAGGGAUGCUGCGGUGGACUGUCCUAACUUUGUGGGCGUGGUCCAGAUGAUGAAUUCCUCUCAUCUUUAUGUCUGUGGUAGUUUCGCCUUCAGCCCCAAAGACGCCUUCAUCGACGCAGAGAGCUUCCUGAUGGAGCGGCGUGUCGACGGCAGAGCUAAAGCUCGCUGCCCGCACAGCCCGGUCCAGAGGAGCGCCGCCAUCAGCGUCGACGGCGAGCUGUUCACCGCCACGACCACCGACUUCAGGGGCGUCGAACCGCAGAUCUCCAGACACUUCAGCCAAGAUGGCCGCCCGGACGUCAGCCAGGACUCGUCAGUCCGCCUGCUGGAGGAGCCGGUCUUUGUGGGCUCGUCCUCCGACCCGUCUCAGAAGAAGCUCUACUUCUUCUUCACUGAAGUGGGGAAAGAGUUCAGCUUCAUGGACGAGGUCCGGAUCCCCAGAGUGGCCCAGGUCUGCAAGGACGACGUGGGGGGUCAGAGGACUCUGCAGAACAAGUGGACCUCCUUCUCCAAAGCCCCUCUGCUCUGCCAGGUCCCCAAGCAGCUUCCCUUCAACGUGGUCCAGGACGUGUUCACCCUCCGGCCACCAGAGGGCGGCAACGCCUCUGAGACGCUGUUCUACGGGGUCUUCACGUCUCAGUGGUCCUCGGGUCCAGAAUCUGCCGUGUGCGUCUUCAGGCUGCAGGACGUCAGGGCGGCGUUCUCCGGGAGCUACCGGACCUUCGACAUGGAGACCCACCAGCUGAGCUCCUUACUGGGGAAAGCCUCCAACCUGGGACAGUGCGGACUGGACAGCGCUUCAGACCUGGAUCUGGCUCAGGUGAAGAAGAGCUUCCUGACCAGCGGCAGCAUCACAGGAGACCCCAUCGUGGUCUCUGGGGGGCACCAGUACAGCCGGGUGGCGGCCAUGAGGACCAGGGCGGCCAGUGGAGACCAGUACACGGUCCUGUUCCUUCUGACCGAGUCUGGACGGAUCCACAAAGUGGCCUUGCUGGACCGGGGCCCGCGGGUCGUAGAGGAGAUUCAGGUGUUCACACAACCACAGCUGGUCAAGAGCCUGGUCCUCUCCUCCUCCAAGGGAGUCCUCUACGUGGGGACGUCGGAGGGCGUGACCGCCGUCCCCGUGGCCAGGUGCUCCGUCUACACCCGCUGCAGCCAGUGCGUCCUGGCCAGAGAUCCUCUGUGUGGGUGGAGCCGGACCGGCAGCGCCUGCACCGGAUUGGACGGCCGGCACCACGACAUAGCUCAAGACCUGAAGGGUGGGAACGUAGGAGAAACAUGUGGCGGAGAAACCACGACGCCCCAGGUCACAGAAGUGGUGGUUCACCUGAACGAAGCGGUGAGGCUUCGGUGUCUGAAACCCUCCAACCUGGCAACCCUGACCUGGACCUCCCCCGGAUUCAAAAGCCUGCCGGAGGAGCUCUUCAUACCGUCGGCCGACGGCGGCCUGAUCUUCUUCGCCGCCGCCGCCACCUUCGGGAGCUACCGCUGCGAGGCGGAGGAGGACGGCUACAGGGAAGUCGUGGCGAGCUACGUGGUCCAGCAGGUCGCCGCCCCGGACCUCAGACGGGACGCCCGGUCCGGGAAGGAGACGCCGGAGAUCGCUCGCGUCCAGGAGAGUUUCUACGGCGAGCUGGUGGCCGUGUCCUCGCUGCUGGCCGUCUGCGUCGUGGCCCUGGCGCUCGGGGGCCUCGCCGCGUGGCGCCGGAGGAAAGCCGGCCUCGAGGCGCGGCGUCUGGUCGGCCCGGAAGACGGCGGCAGAACCAACGGCUGCACGGAGAGCGUUCCCUCCCUGAGCCGCCCGGAGGACGCCGGCGCAGUGACGGAGCCCAGAGGUCGCUCAGUUGCUCAGGAAGCUGCUCAGCAGAUGUAGAUCGGUUCGGUGAGGGGUCAAGAGGUCAAAGACAGAUUUACUCACCAGUUUUGAGUCUUUGAAGUUGUUUUGAGUCUCUCUGAAGUUGUUUUGAGUCUCUUUGAAGUUGUUUUGAGUCUCUUUGAAGUAGUUUUGAGUCUCUGUGAAGUUGUUUUGAGUCUCUUUGAAGUUGUUUUGAGUCUCUUUGAAGUAGAUUUGAGUCUGUUUGAAGUUGUUUUGAGCCUGUUUGAGUGUAAAUCUUCUCCUGUGACUGGUGAGAUAAAGAUAAACAUACUUUGUGUUUUAUUUUCUUUAAUGGUUAAACAAAUGUAUAAUUAGUUUGUGUAUUGUGAUUACCUUUUAUUAAAUGAUCUUUAAACAUUCAGGGAUCAGGCCGAUUGAAUAUCGAACCUGUGUUGAUAUAUAUAAUAUUUUUUUAAAAAUUACUCAUCGUGAGAAUUAAUGUAAACGAGACGUGACACCUGGACCUUCAUACUUCUUUAUAAUUCAAUCAUCAGAUAUGGUAUUAUUUUAUGUUGAAUUGUCUUGUGUUUCAAAUUAAAACUAUGAAUUGUGAA